Triticum dicoccoides is the source of this 9016-nucleotide messenger RNA. RefSeq names its product protein LEO1 homolog. Gene Ontology annotation, cellular component: Cdc73/Paf1 complex; nucleus. Gene Ontology annotation, biological process: transcription elongation by RNA polymerase II; positive regulation of transcription elongation by RNA polymerase II. NCBI's taxonomy places the organism in Eukaryota, Viridiplantae, Streptophyta, Magnoliopsida, Poales, Poaceae. The transcript has 9 exons. Gene Ontology annotation, molecular function: RNA polymerase II C-terminal domain phosphoserine binding. The coding region runs from base 7535 to 8872 and encodes 445 amino acids. The record is from RefSeq and is a predicted model, not a curated record.
GGAUUAGUACAUUGCGAGCUCGUUUGCCUUCUGCACCCUGCUUCUGUUUCUAUCCAAUAACAUUAUUUCUGUUUUUCUUAUAUUGAUGUUCAUGGCUCUGGUUAUCAUGGGGGUUAAGUAAACCUGCACUUGCUUAUUUUCAUUUCCUAUUUUCUUUAAGCUUUAUGUGUUCCUUUUCAUAAAACACUAUUUUUACAGUAAUGCUAUCUGGGGAACGUUCCUUGGGGAUGAAAUCCCAGCGAACGUCCCCAGAGCCGUCUGUUCGGGAUUAGACGUGGCAGUUUUGGACCAAAAACUCCCCAGAUUUAAACGAAAUGCCAUGUCAGUUUUGAAAAUUGCCACCCCUCAAUGAAGAGCCCUGCGGUUCGCAAAUGCCAUCCUGGCUGGCGAACGGUCGCUGGCUAUUGGUGUCCCUAUUUUUACAAUGGUAAGAUGGUCUAGAGUAAUGAUUUCGUUUGGUGCUUUGAUUCUACCAGUUUAAGCUAUCUGGUAGAAUCCCUACGCGCAUGGUGCCCAAAUCCACCACGCGCCUGACCCUGACAACCGGCUCGCUGCUCCCCUCUGUCCUUUGCCCAUCCUAAGGUUUGCGCCCCCGUUGUUCCCCAACCGAGACAGCUUAUCAGUUGGUUAUGUGAUUUCGUUCCAUGGUAGUUUUUGCUUUGGCUGCAAUAUGUGUAUAGGGAGUUUGUGUCAAACUCUGAUACAUUGUGGCGCAUGGAUUCGGUUCAUUGAAAAUAUGAUAUUGCUAUGAAGUCGAUACAUAAUUACAAAGUCUAUCUCUUUAUUUGGGUCACCUAUGGAUAAAUUUGAGUUCGACGUAUAUUUACUGAAAUUGGAUGAUCUAAUAAACUGUUAGAUUCAUUUUUGUUAUUGUUGACGAGGAUAACAUGGAGAUUGUUAUCUCAAUGCUUCUUGCGCUAGGUACCUUUUAGUUUUCCUAUUCCUUGUAUAUGAAAGGUACGGUUGUGGUCUAGGAUCUAUGUUUAUCACUAUGUAGAUUUACUGAGCAUGUGAGCUCAUUAUUCAUAAACAUAUUAUUUCCUUCGCUGAUCAAGGAUUGAGCAUGUUUCUGCAGUAGUGACACACUCAUCAACUUAGUUCAAUUUUCUUGAAUAGCAUAGCAGAUGUAAAUAUUCCCUUGAAACAAUAGGUUAAUCUGUACAAAGGACUCAAUGCGGGAUUUCGUCCUAGCAGGCACAACAAGAGGAUUCCUGAAUUUCCAUGUUGGACAGCCCAAACAUUGUCAUGUACUCAUAUCAGUGUUUGCUGUUUGCGGGUUAGUACCAUUUGAUAGUUCAGACAGCGAGUAAUGUGCUAGAUUGCAGCACGAGAGGUGCCGUUUGCAGGUCAGGGUUCUCGCCUCGUUGGCAUGAUUUACUCACUCCUAUAUGUCCUCAUAUGAGGUUAAUGUACUUUGUUGGGACUUUGUGUUUCUCCAAGCCCACCACAUGACAUUCUGUGCAAUCUUAUCAUGGGCCUUCUCCAAGUCAAUGAACACCAUAUGCAUGUCCUUCUUUUGCUUCCUUUAUCUCUCCAUAAGUAGUCAUACCAAGAAAAUGGCUUCCUUGGUCGACCUCCCAGGUAUAAAACCAAAAUGGUUUUUCAUCCCACUUGUCAUUCUUCUCGAGUAGUGCUCGACGACUUUCUCUCAUGGCUUCAUUUUAUGGCUCAAGAGUCAAAACUCAAUUCCAUGGUAAUUAGUACAACUUUGAACACCCCCCUUGUUCUUGAAGAUUGAUACUAAUAUACUCCACCACCAUUCUUCGGGCAUCUUGUUUGAUCGAAAGAUGAGGUCGAAAAGCUUAGUUAUCCAUACCAUUGACGUCUCCAAGGCCUCUCCACACCCCAAUGGAGAUCAAUCAAGGCCCAUCGCCUUGCCUCCUUUUUUUUGCCUCCCUGACCUUGUCUUGGAUUCAUCACACAAAACGGAUGUUUGUAUCAUCAAAGGACUCAUCCAACUCAAUGGUAGAGCUCUCAUUCUGUCCAUUGAACAACUUGUCAAAGUACUCUCAUCAUUUAUGCUUGAUCUCCUCAUCCUUCACUAGAAGCUGAUUUGCUUGUCCUUGAUGCAUUUGAUUUGGUUGACAUCUCUCGUCUUCCUCUCUCUGAUCUUGGCCAUCUUGUAGAUGCCCCUUGGCCUUCCUUCAUGUUUAAAUGCUGGUGGAGGUCUUUAUACGCCCGACCCCUUGCCUCACCCACAACUCGCUUUGCAGUCUUCUUCGCCACCUUGUACUUCUCUACGUUGUCUGGCACUCCUAUCCAGGUAUAGGCAUCUGAACAGUCUUUCUUCUCCUUAAUAGCCUUUUGGAUAUCAUCGUUCCACCACCAUGUAUCUUUAGCUUCGCUUCUCCUACCCUUGGUCACCCCAAACUCCUCCGAAGCUACCUUCCAAGCACAAGUCGCCAUCUUCAUCCACAUAUUAUUUGCAUCAUCUCCUUCCUCCCAAGGACCCUCCUUAUAACCUUAUCCUUGAAAGCCCGAGUUGCCUCCCCCUUGAGCUUCCAUCACUUUGUUCUAGCGACUUUGGCGCGCUUAUCCCGCUGGGCACGAAUCGAAAAGCAAAAGUGACCCACCACAAGUUUAUGUUGAGGGACAACACUCUCUCCAGGUAUCACCUUACAAUCUAGGCAAGCACACUUGUCUUCUCUUCUCAAGAGGACGGAAUCAAUCUGGCUACAGUGCUGUCCACUACCAAAAGUCACUAGUGAGAUUCUCUCUUUCUAAAGUGAAGCUAAAGACAUCCUCUCCUUGAUUCCUGCUGCCAUAUCCAAAUUCCCCAUGCACUCCUUCAAAACUUGUGUUAGAUGUACCUAUCUGGCCAUUGAGGUUCCUCCUAUGAAGAGCUUCUCGCCAAUACGUACACUCCUAAUCAUGUCCUCUAGGCCUUCCCAUAACUCUCUCUUGGUGCUCCCACUGUAACCUACUUGCAGGGCAUAUGCACUGAUAACAAUGAGAACUAAGUCCUGACGGCUAGCUUGACCAGGAUAAUCCUGUCUCCUUGCCUCUUGACGUCUACCACUCCGUACUUGAGGCUCUUGUUGAUCAAGAUGCCUACUCCAUUUCUGUCUGUAGAUGUCCCUGUGUGCCCCAGCUUGAAGCCGGUAUCCUCUACCUCCUUCACCUUUUGUCCCUUCCAUUUGGUCUCUCCUCACUGCUGCAUCCACUAACUCCUGUAACUUACCUGCCAGGGAUCCUACGUUCUAGUUACCUAUGCGGAUCCUACUAGGCUCGGUUAGUUUCUUUACCCUUCGCAGUCGUCGAGUCAAAUGUGAAGACCAUUGCUCAUUUUUCGCUACAUCGGAGCGUUGAUGGAGUGCUCCACUAAGGAUGCAAUGACCUGAUCCUUGCUCACUUACCACUCUAUCCAGAUCAAGAUACAAUGUGCCACUAAAGGGGUGACGUCCCGACAAGUCAUGUCGAGGUACACGUGUAAAUACACACAGAGAAGGCAAAAGUGGAGUUAAAAAGUGAGUUAUUAUGUCUUCUCACUUGACCUUCAGUAUAGUCUAUUCUCAUAACUAUCACCAAAAACAUCGCGAAGGACUUCAUGCGUUCCAUUCUUUGUUGGCAUGUUGCAAGAUUAGAUGGAGAUUCUCAUUCAGCAGUGAAGGUUGAGAAAGUAGAUACCUAAAGAGUUGAUAGAGUAAGAGAGUAUGGAACAGAAAACAACUCUGUUGUUGUUCACCACUUGAAUCAACAACUAUGACAUGUCAUGUUUUAGCAAUCACGUGCCAUAUUAAAUGUACAAGAACAAACAAGCUAAUUUUAUUACCUUGUUUUUUUUGUUUGUUCACUUCGUCUUUACGAUCUUCGUCAAUGUUGCAAUUGUAUUUAGAUCCCUCGAAUUCAGAGGCAAUAAUCCUUGUUCUACUGGUUUCUUUUCUUUGGUGAUAGUCUUCCUUUUCACUAUUCAUGACUUCCUUGUUGCCUCACAUGUUCUGAUAGCCAAGUACCACAUGAUGAGCUUCACGCACACUUUUCUUGGCUAAGCCAUCAGACCCGUGUCUUUUAGCUUUCCCAUCUUCCUCGAUAAAUCCAAUACAUAAAUUGGUUGUCAAGCACCAGGAGUUUACAAGGUAAAAAAAUGCAACACAUGUAGACUAGGAGUUUGUAAAAGACAUACAAAAUGAACAACCACAAUGAACAACAUCUCGAACAAAGCAAGAAAAGCACAAUAAAAUUAUCCCAUUCACUUGGAGUUGUGUGUUUCAGGAGCCUCUCGUAAAGAGAAGUUGUCCCUACUUCAUUUCAUAUUUAUAUCUACACUUCGUCGAGAAUUAGUCUAUUUUUUUUUCUAUAACAAACUCUAUAAUCCCCCUUUUUUUAAACUUUGAUUCUAUUCUCUUAUUAAUUAAUGAAUGAGGCAAAUCUAUAAUCUCCAUUUAAAAAAUAGUGCCACACCGACCAAAUGCCAUUACAAUCUUUGUAAACACUUCAUAACAUAAGCCCAUACCUUCUCUGAUAGGCAUAUAUUAAUGAUUUGAGAAUUAACAGAUUAGAAUCAAUGACUUGGUGUAUGCACAAAAAUUUGAGUUGUUCUCAUGGGUAUAACAACAAUUACUCCAACAUCCACAACGCAUCAAAAUUUCAUAGUUAGAUCUAUGUGUACAUAGGAAGUUUAAAUAGACAAUAGAAACUUCCAACCCUAAAAACACUAAAAUGAGUAAACACAAAUAAUUGCAGAAAUAUCUAGAAUGCCUCAGGAGUCAGAUUUCAUAGCCGUCCCUGUAAAUCAUAAAGCCUAAUUGUCAACACAAAACAUAAACAAUGUCAUAGGGACGAAAUUAACCAUCUGUUGCCACGGAUGCGACAAUUGUUAGACCUGUAUGCGUGCUUUGUGGUGGCAUGGGUUGGAAGGCUGUUGGCUAUUGUGGUUCUGAUGGUUGUCAUCGCCUCCGGCGUCAUUGUUGGCAUUCACACCGGUGACCUCGCCGCCACCGUUUGCUCGGUCUUCCACCUCGUCAUCAGAGUCAGGUUGUCAAAGAGCUUAUACAUCACCUGGUUGCGGAACUCCUCCAAACUCCUAUCCUGGGCACCUUGUCCUCCAAUGUCCUCCGACUUUUGGUGCUUCCUACUUGUCGCUUGUGCAUGAGGAAGACGAAACCCACCUAAAACAAAAAAAACUAGUUGAUUGGUGGCGUUCAAAAACCUUACUUACCAAGCAAACAUGCCCAUAUGGAAUAGCAGAUCUCCUUGGCCCAUAUGCAAAAUUAAUUUUUUGUGCUCUCUCACGUGGUCAAGGCUUGGUUGCUCUUCAUUUUGGCAAUAUUAGUGUUAGCAUCACAAAAAGAGGAGAAAACAUGGAGUUGUUAGGUCUUGGGUAACCCAUGAUCAUACUCUAUUAUACCCAAACCCAUGACCACACUCUAUUGGAUUAUCCUUCCAUUGAUUAUCAAUAACAGCCCUGCUAAAUUAGAAACGUUACCAUGUUUCGUGUGUAUUAUGCCAUAAUUGCCUACAUGGCUGCAUGCCACCACAUGAGCACGCGCCGCACCGUCUAUUCACACUAUACAACCCUUGCCAGUCGACGUCAUGGCAUGCAGCCAUCGGUGCCGUCCUAUCACUACAUGAGCACGCGCCGCAAUGUGUUCACAUUUACGCCUAAUAACGCCACCAUAGCCGGUCUGCGUUUGCGUCACAGUGCCUAUAUGCAUCCAACAACUCCCCUCCUCCCUAGGCCCCAAUCAAAAGCGAAGGUUUACUUUUCCUCACACACAAGCAUUAAGUGGUAGGAAGCACCGAAAGCCAUAUGUCGCGUGUAUGCCAUAAUUGCCAACAUGGCCACACACCACCGGAUGAGCACGCUCACAUCGUCUAUUCACACUCUACACGGUCCUUGCUAGCCUGGUUGGUGUCGUGGUGCGUAGCCACCAACACCGACCUAUCACUACAUGAGCACGCGCCGCACCGUGUUCACAUUUACGCCUAAUAACACCAUAGCCAAUCUGCGUUUGUGUCAUGGUGCUAAGAUGCAUGCAACAACUCCCCCUCCCCUAGGUCCCAACCAAAAACGGCAGUUUCCAUUUCCUCGCACAAGCAAUAAGUGAUAUUGCCAUGUGUUGCGCAUAUGCCACAAUUGCCAGCCAAACAUGAGCGCGCGUCGCACCGUCUAUUCACUCCACACAACCCAUGCCAGCCUGGUCGGUGUCAUGGCGUGCAACUACCAACCCUGACCUACCACUACAUAAGCACGCGCCGCACCGUGUUCACAUUAUGCCUAGUACCACCACCCUAGCCAGUCCGCGUUUUCGUCAAGGUGACAAUAUGCAUCUAGCAACUCCCCUUCCCCAAGGUCCCAACCAAAAACGGCGGUUUCGUCUUCCUCACGCACACGCAACAAGAGAUAGGAAGCACCAAAAGCCGGAUGAGAUUGGAGGACAAGGUGCUCAAGGUAGGAGUUUGGAGGAGUCUCGGAAUCAGGUGAUGUCUAGGAUCUUCGACGACCUAUCCGACUUCGAUGACGAGGCGGAAUACCGAGUAAACAGUGGCCGCAAGGUCACCGGGGUGAACGCCAAGAAGCACGCUGGUGGUGAUGACGACCACCAGAACCACAGCCAUCGCAACCGCCUUCCAACCCGUGGCACAACAAAGCACGCCUACAAUCGCCGCCUCCAUGGCAACCAAUGGGUAAUUUCAUCCCUGUGAGAUCUAAUUGUUUUUGUUUUGUGUUGAUGAUUAGACUUUAUGAUUUAGAGAGAUAACUAUGGGAUCUGACUCGGGCGUUGGUAUUUCCGCACAUGUUCACUCAUUUUAUUUUAUUUUAGGGUUGGAAGUUUUAUUAUCUAUUAAACUUUCUGUGUAGGCAUACAUCUAAUUACGAAUAUAUUGAUGGUUCAUGGGUGUUGGAGUAAUUGUUGCUAUACCCACAAGAACUCAUGAAUGUCUUGUUUGGUUGUUGGGCAUGUCGAUUAGAGAGAAUUUUUUGUGCACAUACCAAGUCAAUGAUUCUGAUCUAUUAAUUCUCAAAUAAUUAAUAUAUGCCUAUCGGAGAAGGUAGACUUAUAUUAUGAAUUUGUUUACAAAGAUCAUAAUGACAUUUGGUUGGUGUGACACUUUUUUUAAAAGGGGGCAAAAGAUUUGCCUCAUCUAUUAAUUAAGGAGAGAAUAGAGUCAAAGUUUUUUAAAGAGGAGAGAAUAGAGUCAAUGUUUUUUUUUUAAAAAAGGGGAGAAUAGUGUGAAUAGAUCUAUUCUCAUCAAAGUGGAGAUAUAAAUAUGAAAUGAAGUAGGAACAACUUAUCUUUACAAGAGUCUCCUGAAACGCACUACUAACUCCAAGUGAAUGGAUAAUUUUGUGUUUUUCUUGCUUUGUUGAGGAUGUUCUUGUUUAUUCCAAGUGUUCAUUUUGUAUGUGUUCUACAAACUCCUCAUCUACACGUGCUGCAUUUUUUUUUAACCUUGUGAACUCCCUCUAAUGCUUAACAAAUGAUGUAUUGGAUUUAUCCAGGAAGAUGGAAAACCUUAAAGCCAUUGGUCUGUUGGCUUAGCCAAGCAAAGUGUAGGUGAAGCUCAUGAUGUGGUACCUGGCUAUCACAACAUGCGAGGCAAAAAGGAAGUCAUGUAUAGUGAAAAGGAAGGUCAUCACCAAAGAACAGAAACCAGUAGAGCAAAGAUUAUUGGCUCUGAAUUCGAGGGGUCUAAAUACAAUUGCAACGUUGAUGAAGAUCGUAAAGACAAAGAAGUGAAACAAAUAAGAAAAACAGGCAGGCUGCAUGAAGUUCUUUGCAAUGUUUUUGGUGAUAGUGAUGAGAAUGACCACGCCUUGUAUGGUGAUACUGAGGAUGUCAAUAGACCGCCUACCGAGGGAGAAGGCCAGUGUGCGAAUAUUUUACAACCAAAGGAUGUAACUCGUGGCAAAGAUACGUGCUAUGAAGAGUCCAAACAUUGUUUAACUGGUCCUCCGCUGAACUUGGUGGUUCCACAUAUACCACCACCUGGUCAACCUGAUCAGUUAAAAGUAAUCAAGGUGUCAAAUGUCGUGGGGAUUAAUCCAAAACCUUUCGAUCCUGAAACGUACAUGGAAGAGGAUGACUUCAUUACCGAUGAAUCUAAGGGCAAGGAAAGUGUGCAUAUGGAUGUUGUCCGUUGCAGAAGGGCCAAGAAUGCUGAUGGCACUGAAUCUCUUGAAAGCAAUGCACGUUUUGUCCAGUGGAAAGAUGGAAGCAUGCAACUACUGAUUGGUCAUGUGGCUCUUGAUGUAUCUGUAGAAGAGUCAAGUCAGCAUACCCACUUGUUUAGGAAGAAUGGAAAGGGGCUUCUACAGUCACAAGGAAGGCUUUUACAGAAGAUGAGAAUUAUGCCGCCCGAGCCAUCUUCAAGAUCUCAUAGCUCAUUAACAGCUCCUAUUGAUUCUCAGAAUGAGAAAACAAUUAAGGUGCAAACAUGGUAUGAUAAAAAAUAUCCCGAGAGAAUGAAGCAAGAAAGGGAAAGGGAUGAAGCACCUAGUUCGUGGUAUAAUCCUCAUGGAAGGGUGGCACACAGUGGUUUUGAGCAUAACUUGGAGUUUGAAGCACUGGCUCAGAGACGUAUAAUCAAUGCAAAGGUCCAUGAGUAUUCUGCCAGUGAAAGUGAGGAAUUAGAGUAUGGAACAGAAUUCAAGGAUAUAGAGAGCUCACCAAGACAUGAAAGGCAAAAUGAACUGGAUGAAAAUAAUGUAUAUGAUAAAGACCUAGAUGUUUCUUCUCUGCCAAAUGAAGAGAUUGAGGGACAAGAGCAUAAGAGGGGACCAAGGAAGGGCAAGGUGAUCGACUUCGGUGAGGAAUUAUAUCCACCAAAGAAACGAUUUCUCAAUCGUUGGAGAAGGCAGUUGUUAUUGACAGCGAUGAUGAGUGAGAAGAAUUGCCAGCACCAAACAGAACAGUCAAAGCGCAACUGAAUUCUGCAUAUGGAUUGUCUGAUAACUUCUCCAUUUCUUAAACGACUUUGUACAAUAAAAGUGGGACAUGCGUAUGAAUAAUGUGGUGCUAUACUUUGUUCGCCAUUUUCAGAGUUACCGUCAGAAAACUGCCAUUUUAUAACC